GACUGAAAAAAUUAAAGCUUUCGAUGUCACCUGGCGGUCCUGCCGUGUGACGUCAUCGGAUUAUCCGACGCUGCUUUUGAUCCUUCAAACAUUUUUGACUUCGAACUUAAGCUUGGUAUAGACACCAUAUGCGGACGGGGGAGGUUGAACAUAGUCAGAGUAUUCUGAAAGUCCAUUAGCAAAGAGUGUGAGAUUGGUUAGCUGACGAAGUAGCAACUUUAUGCUACAAACAGCGACACGCUGACUGGCGUUUGGUCCAGUCUCGUUUGGCCAAGACUUAUCAGGUGGAAAACACCAGAUGUGUGUUGCUGUUUCCAAGUCUCAGGGGCGGGGGUGAGAGCGGGAGACGGUGACUGGGCUCAGUAUCUCUCCUCAUGAGGCAGCAGGAGCUGGACUGGCGUUGGCCCCCGGUGCCUCUCUCCAUCCUCCCGCUGGGCAACGCUGCUGCAACAAUGUCUCACCUGUGUGAGCGGCGGCAGACCUGAGAGGACGUCUGCGCUCCCUCUUCUGGAUGGGAAGUGAUUUUUGGGAGAAGAGACAGAAGACCGAAGGCAGGCGGGGAAGGGGACCCACUGGCGAGAGCCAAGCCCCCCUUCCACAGCGAGACCGGAGACGACGGAGGCCACUGGAGUAUUUGCUUUUCUCUUUCGUUUUUUGUUCUUUUUUUUCCUCAUCGCGCUGCUGGGGGGGGCGCUGCCGUGUCCCCUGCUGGCGCUGUCCCUCCUCUGUCUCCUCAUCUACUUCGCCAUCUACCUGCUCAACAAUUUCUGCUGCUUGUGAGCCAGCCGACUCUCAGACUCCUGUUUUUGAACCCCUAUUCAUUCUCGUUUUUUAUCCUGGCGCUGCCCACGCCGCCUCCUCCCUCCCCUCGCCGGUCCCCCCUCCACUCCGCUCACUGUCCACCAGCAACUUUGGCCACUUUUGAACCCCAAAAUAUUUGAUUUGGUUUCCAUCCCCCCCCCUCCCUUCUCCCUCUGCCAUCCUAUGCAUCUCUGGGCGAGCCCUCGCUCUCAUAGGAGAUUAAACGCCUCUCCUGUUCAGAGGAUGGAGCCCUUCGCCAUCAGGACCUUCUGGAUUUAGCUCUUUUCCUGUGGAAUUACUCUUUCACUCCUGGAAGUUCGCUCCCAUCGCUUUUUUCUUGCUUGUGAUGGACGGAGCCGUCACUGAGGGUUUUCUGUCCCGCCGCUGAAGCUCAGCAGGAUUUGGCUCUCACGUGGAUUAAGGGCUCGUUCAGUCCAUGUAACGCCGGCGAUUCUGCCCAACUGGCUUGAGAAGGUUUUAACCGUCGAGCUGAUCCAAACUGGAAGACGUCUGUCAAACAAUCCAACUCUUCUCCAGAGGAGCGACGGGGGGCAGACCUGAAGACGAGCCAAUCACCCAGACACCCCCGCCGCACCCCCUUGACCCGUGGAGGAUUUCACUGAACGCUGCUUUGGGCCGCCCUCAGUCUGAGGCUAUGAGAGGGGGAGAGGAGUCCCACCCUGCACCAUCAUGCUACUACUGAGAUGUGGGGAUGAGACUUUGGCUGGCAGAACACAAGGUACUUCUCUCACACUCCAUCAUGCCUGCAAGCGGCCGUCGCAGCUCCUCUACUUGCUGCAGGGGAGUCUUGGGGUGCUCCUCCCCAUGGUCAGUCUCUCAGGACCAGAAGGUGACAGGUCCAGCUCCGGGCCGGCUCCUCACCUGCCUCUCGCUGCUCCUAUUUCUGCUCCUCUUGCCGCCCGCCUGUCAGUCCCGCAGAGAGAAAGGCGGCGGUGGUGGUGGCACUGGCUCUCACUACAUCCCCAUCCCUCAGCUGCCGCCGCACCACUUGGCGCUCCCCAACCUCCUGCGAGGGCUCAGCAUUGCAGUGGUCCUGGUGGGCAACUCUAGCGAGGUGGCCUUGGCCGGCGCCCGGGAGAGAGAAGAGUUCCUGCACACAGCACCGAAUGUGGAGGUGCUGACCAUGAACGAGACUGACCCCAAGAGCAUCAUCAAGAGCAUCUGCGACCUGAUGACCGACCACUGGCUGCAGGGGGUCGUGUUCGGGGACGACACUGACCAGGAGGCCAUCGCCCAGAUUCUUGACUUCAUCUCCGCCCAGACCCACAUCCCCAUCCUGGGAGUCCGUGGUGGCUCCUCCAUGAUCAUGGCCGCCAAGGAUGACAACUCCAUGUUCUUCCAGUUCGGCCCAUCCAUCGAGCAGCAGGCGUCUGUCAUGCUCAACAUCAUGGAGGAGUACGACUGGUACAUCUUCUCCAUCGUCACCACCUACUACCCCGGCUACCAGGACUUUGUCACCAAGAUCCGGAGCACCAUCGAGAACAGCUUCGUGGGCUGGGAGCUGGAGGAAGUCCUACUGCUGGACAUGUCGGUGGACGAUGGAGACUCGAAGAUUCAGAACCAGCUGAAGAAGCUCCAGAGUCCGGUCAUCCUCCUCUACUGCACGAAAGAAGAAGCCAACACCAUCUUCGAAGUGGCACACUCUGUCGGGAUCACCGGCUACGGCUACACGUGGAUCGUUCCAUCGCUGAUCGCGGGUGACACGGACGUGGUCCCGGCCGAGUUCCCGACAGGUCUUCUUUCUGUUUCCUACGACGAGUGGGACUACGGCCUGGACGCGCGAGUCCGUGACGGUGUGGCCAUCAUCACCAGAGCCACUUCCACCAUGAUGAUGGACCGCGGACCCCACACCUUGCUGAAGUCCGAGUGCCACGGCGCCCCGGACAAGAAGACCCCCAUCUCAGGCAACCCCAACGAAGUGCUCAGGUACCUGAUGAACGUGACCUUUGAGGGCCGAAACCUGUCGUUCAGUGAGGACGGGUACCAGAUGCACCCCAAGCUGGUCAUCAUCCUGCUCAACAAGGACCGGCAGUGGGACCGGGUAGGAAAAUGGGAGAACGGCUCCUUGUCCAUGAAGUACCACGUGUGGCCGCGGUACGAGCUGUACGGUGGCGCUGCCACGCGCGAGGACGACCACCUGUCCAUCGUCACGUUGGAGGAAGCGCCAUUUGUCAUCGUAGAAGAUGUCGACCCUCUGAGCGGAACCUGCAUGAGGAACACCGUGCCCUGCCGGAAACAGAUCAAGUCCUUGAAUCAGACAAAGGAGCCGGGCAUCUACAUCAAGCGCUGCUGUAAAGGCUUCUGCAUCGACAUCCUGAAGAAGAUUGCCAAGUCGGUCAAGUUCACGUACGACUUGUACCUGGUCACCAACGGCAAGCACGGAAAGAAGAUCAACGGCACGUGGAACGGCAUGGUGGGAGAGGUGGUUCUGAAGAACGCUCACAUGGCAGUCGGAUCACUCACCAUCAACGAGGAGAGGUCGGAGGUCAUCGACUUCUCUGUUCCCUUCAUCGAGACGGGCAUCAGCGUCAUGGUCUCCCGCAGCAACGGAACCGUUUCCCCGUCUGCUUUUCUGGAGCCCUUCAGCGCGGACGUGUGGGUGAUGAUGUUCGUGAUGCUGCUGCUGGUGUCAGCAGUGGCCGUGUUCAUCUUCGAGUACUUCAGCCCGGUGGGCUACAACCGCUGUCUGGCUGACGGCAAAGAACCUCACGGCCCGUCCUUCACAAUCGGGAAGGCCAUCUGGCUGCUGUGGGGCCUGGUCUUCAACAACUCUGUGCCCGUGCAGAACCCCAAAGGUACCACCAGUAAGAUUAUGGUGUCGGUGUGGGCCUUCUUCGCCGUCAUCUUCCUCGCCUCCUACACUGCCAACCUGGCCGCCUUCAUGAUCCAGGAGGAGUACGUGGACCAGGUGUCCGGUCUCUCAGACAAGAAGUUCCAGAGUCCAAAUGACUUCUCUCCUCCGUUCCGGUUUGGGACCGUCCCCAACGGCAGCACCGAGAGGAACAUCAGGAACAACUACCCGGAGAUGCACUCCUACAUGACCAAGUUCCACCAGAGGAACGUCAACGAGGCUCUACAGAGCCUGAAGGCCGGGAAGCUGGACGCGUUCAUCUACGACGCCGCCGUGCUGAACUACAUGGCGGGUAGAGACGAGGGCUGCAAGCUGGUGACCAUUGGCAGCGGCUACAUCUUCGCCACCACCGGCUACGGCAUCGCCAUCCAGAAGGAGUCGCUGUGGAAGAGGCACGUGGACCUCGCCAUCCUGCAGCUCUUUGGAGACGGCGAGAUGGAGGAGCUGGAGUCCCUAUGGCUCACUGGCAUCUGCCACCACGAGAAGAAUGAGGUGAUGUCCAGCCAGCUGGACGUGGACAACAUGGCCGGGGUCUUCUACAUGCUGGGCGCCGCCAUGGCGCUCUCCCUCAUCACCUUCAUCUGCGAGCACUGGUUCUACUGGCAGCUGCGCUUCUGCUUCAUGGGCGUGUGCUCGGGUCAACCCGGCUUCGUGUUCUCCAUCAGCAGGGGCAUCUUCAGCUGCAUCCACGGUGUUCAGAUAGAAGAGAAAAGCAGCUCGGCGUUGAACUCGCCGUCUGGCACCAUGAACAACACACACUCUAACAUCAUGCGCCUACUACGCACAGCGAAGAACAUGGCCUCCCUGUCUGGGGUGAACGGCUCGCCACACAGCGCCUUGGACUUCAUCCGCAGAGAAUCUUCUGUGUACGACAUCUCAGAGCACAGACGCAGCCUGGCGGGACACUCGGACUGCAAGCCGCCCUACUUGCCUGAAGACAACAUGUUUAGCGACUACAUCAGCGAGGUGGAAAGGACGUUUGGAAACAUGCAUAUGAAGGACAGCAACCUGUAUCAGGAUCACUACCUGCACCAUCACGGGUCGCAACUGGGGCUCACUGGACCGCCUGCAAACAGGCCACACAGUUUAGGCAGCGCUAGCUCCCUGGAGGGUGGCAUGUUUGACUGUGACAGCUUGGGUGGAGGUGUAGCCCCCAUUUUCACCACGCAGCCAUGCUCUGCAUUGACCCACCGGAACAUGAGCAAGUUUGACCUGCUCUCUGGGCAAACGCCUCCCUCAGGACAGAGCUUCAAGGGGGCUUUGCCUGAUUUGUAUGGGAAGUUUUCUUUUAAAGGAGGUGCUUCAAGUUCCACGUACAUCCCGGGUCAUAUGUAUUGCGCAGGGAGAGAUGACGACGAUGGAAAUAUACGUUCCGACGUGUCCGACAUUUCGACGCACACGGUGACCUACGGGAACCUGGAGGGCAACGCUAAGAAACGUAAACAGUACCGAGAUAGCCUGAAAAAGAGGCCGGCCUCUGCCAAGUCCAGACGGGAGCUGGACGAAAUUGAGCUGGGCUACAGGAGGAAACCAUACCACAUCAGCCACCACCACUACCACAACCAACGCUCGGCCUCCCCUCCACUUCUGCCCUCCGAACGCAAGAGAGGAGGAGGUGGCGGAGGCAACAAUGAUGGAAACUCCUAUCUCUAUAGAGAAAAGGAGAGCGUAAGGGAUUUUUAUUUGGAUCAGUUCCGGCCAAAAGAGGGCGUCCCACAGUGGGAACACGUGGACCUGACAGAAGGACCGGGGAGUAGAGAUGGAGGAGUCCCAACCUGCACCUCUCUGGUUCCAGUAGAUGAUUUUCUGAAGAGUAAACCCAAAAAGUCUGACUCGAAGGGUGGAGUAGGAUCUGGGCUGGCAGGGGGUGAGUGGGAGUGCAGGAACUGUCGGGCAAGUGGAGGAGGUGGCAAGCAGAUGUCUAUGCAUGGAGGAGGGGGAUACGGUGGCAUGAGCUGCGGGUCGUCAGUCGGGGGAGGCAGCAGCCGCCCCAGCUCUGCAACCUGUAUGCGCUGCGAAAGCUGUAAAAAGACAGGAAACCUCUAUGAUAUCAGUGAGGACAACAACCACCUCUUGGAACAGAUGGGGGGAGGAAACGCUGGAGGGAUGGGCGCCAUUCCUCAGUCUCAAUCUCAGGCUCCGCAGAGGAGAAAGGGAGGAUUUGGCAAACCACUCCGCCGCCAACAUUCGUACGACGCAUUUGUAGACCUCCAGAAAGAAGAGUCAGGCGGAAUGGGCAGCUUGAUGGGAGGACUGAGUGGACUCGGAGGGAUGCCUGGCAUGGGAGGAAUGUUGCCCCCACCGAGGAGUGUCAGCUUGAAAGAGAAGGAACGCUACAUGGAAGGCACCAGCCCCUUUGCACACAUAUUUGAGCGUCACGGAGGAUCUGAGAGAGAACGCGAGAGAGACAGAGACCCACUGUUUUACGGAGGCGAGGGACGCAAGGGACCGGGCUCUCCUUUCGGCUUGUUCAGGGGAGGAGAUGGCCUCCACCGCCGCUCCAUCGGAGAGAGAGACAUGAGGGACAGGUCUUUAAUGGAAGGAGGGGGAGGGUCAGGCUUCUCGUUAUCCAAAUCGCUUUACCCAGACCGGGUAAACCAAAACCCCUUUAUACCCACCUUUGGAGACGACCAGUGUCUGAUGCACGGGGCGAAGGAUUACUACAUGAAAAAGCAACAGCAGCAGCAACAAGUUGCCAAAAACAGCCGAAGUGACUUUAGGGGCCAGAUGAGUGUUACUUCUUAUAUGCCAGCAUCUGCCUCACCGGGGGUCAUGUCCAACGUGGCACCUCGGUUCCCAAAAGAGCUCAGCCUCGGUGGCAUGAACCACCACGGCUCCAUGCUUGCGGUCGGCCCGCCACGUCCUUUCAACGGAAGCAAUGGCCAUGUGUACGAGAAGCUGUCCAGCAUCGAGUCGGACGUGUGAGACCCGGAGGGGUUUGGAGGCGUGUCGUGUCCUGAGAUCAGGGAUGACUUUUUAAGACGUUGUCCACACACACUGCGGCCCAUCGAGAGGCACAUACAAGGAGACUGGACAAAAAUCAGUGAUUGAUAUAAAAGUAUUUUUUUUGCCAGAGCAUUUUGUUACCUUCAGGACUCCCUGGAGAGGUGUUGGCGGCAGAGCCUCUCUCUGAAAUGGCCAAAGCAACUUUUAUGUCCAAAACAAUUAACAUCCCUCAGGCCACUUCACACUUGGUGAGGCGGAGGUCCAUGAACGCUUCAUCUCAGCGGGCCGUCGGAGGUCUGCUGGUAUUGGAGAGCCGUCUGAGAGCUCCUGCGACACGAUCAUUCGGAUGACUGUGACUUUAGCGGGAGGAGAGAGCUGUUCAUCACAGAACAAGACUUGGUCAGGUUUGUCAGACCUCUCCUGGCUCUGGCAUCUCAUCAACCCUCCUCUUCAACCCUGACGCCAAAAGAGCUGUUUGCUGUAAGAAAUACAAUCAUGAAUGAUAAUAAGAUAUUCUUCUAGAACAACAGGGUAUAAGAACAACAAUAAUACUAAUAACGUUGUGAAUAACAAAGAUGCUCCUUUUGUUUUGUGUUCUGUUUGUGCCGUGUUUCACGAACUUUUCUGUGACCUUAUCUUUUUCUGCCACUGGCAGCAGCGGGAACAUCGUUCUCAAUUUAACCGACGGGAGAGACUCAUCUUUUAUCUCAUGUUCUUGUUUCCUUAUGAGGAUGACCCAAUUUGUUUUAAUCGGAAGGAGUUCCAUCGAGAUGUAACGCGUUACUCGAGUUUUGUUGAUUUGAACUUACUGUGAACAUGUUUGAUCGGGAGAUGAGAGCUUGGACGUACUGAGAGGAAGGACGUGCCUUAAAGGUCUCCAGUGGAUGUGUCCUCUAGUAUGUCCCCCCCCCUCCCCACGUCAGCACCAGGACGGACAUUCAAGCUACUUGAUGUUCUCUUCACGUUUAUGAGCCAAAACUGCUGUAAGAUUUACAACCAUCCAGAGACACUUGUGCCGAUGGUUUCAAUACAAGGCGCCCGAGAUGUUUUAUAACUUGAUAAAUAAUUUCAUACCUUUGAGUAUGAGCGGCGCAAUGUGAACCAGGAGUAUUCAGGACGUCCCACUGUCACAGAGUGACCGAUGUGUCUCCCUCCACAGCACGGCAGCCUUUACUCUCGUAUUCAGGUUACAUAGAAACAUUCACCAGGCACUUACUUUUUUUGGCCUCUCACUAGUUUCUCGUAGAUGGCAUCGUGAUUCACCCCACUGAGGGCUGUUGCUGGUUUGUAGAGCUGGAACAAAUGCGCAGUGGAAGACUUGCGGCGGACAUUAGGAAGGCCGCUUUCUGCUUCUGAGGCAUCAAAAUGGCGGCUUUUUACUUUGACUGACUUACUUUUAUUAGCGGGAGAAGCCUCAUUAUUUUGCACAGGACCUUAAACUCCAUGUAGGUUCAGGCACUCAGUAGACAUGCCUUAUCAUCCCAUCACCCCUUCCCCGCCCCGGUAUUAGUGUACAGUGUAAAGAAGCUUCUUGAAAUCUUAGCUGGUGGCGUCGGAAGUUCAAGGGCUGAGGGAGGUUGUGCUUGAGUGUCAGCCGGAGAUUGGGGCCGCUGGAGUGUGAAGAGCGAAUCGCUGGUGACGGCAGACCUCUAUCUGGAACCCCGAUCUUAAUGGGACGCUUUAAAACCAGCGCGCGUCAGUUAAGGUUGGGUUAGGCUAACAUUGCGUGUCACUUUUGAAUAAUCACUUUUGGCUGCGUUCACAUGACUGUGUGGCACUUGAUUCUUGCUCUAAACAUGUCGUCUUUCGACCACUUGUUACGAACCAUUCAUCCAUGUUGUAGUUACCUCAAACAGAGUCUACAUAACGUCACAAUGCUCAUAUUUUCAGUCACAUUUGUCAAGCAUCUAGCAGCUGGUGUACAAGAAAAAUGAGUGACAGUAGGUUGCUCUAGGGCACCCUCUGGUGGACAUGUAAGUUACCACUGAUGUGAAUGUUAAUCACAAACACAGUAUUUGAAUUGUGUCGUGCCAGACUGUGAAACAGCUCUGGAUCCAACCAGAGUCCAAAUUUGACCCAAAUUCUGCUCAUUUUUUUACCUGUCAAAAGUCAACAAUCUCAGUGCAGUUUCUACACGUCGUCAUUGAAGAAAAUAAAUGAGUUAGAUCACUAAAUACGUUUCCUGAGGGUAGCAUUGGCAUGACAAUGUCAUCUGUCUGCGAGUUUCUCCCUGUACAAAGGUGGCAUUAAGUUGUGGGUUCAGUUGCUGUCAAUCGUUGGUGAGUCGAUCGUGUAUCGUGUGCCAGGUUAUGACUCUGUUUAGGAUGAACCCCUAGUUGUCUGCCUCAGUCAUGUGACCGCAGCCUCACUCCACUCACCUUUAUCUUUACGACUCCAGCUGACACCACUGUCAGAGCGAGACUGACUGAGUUCGCCUUAAAUCAAGCAGAUCGAAACAAACACCCCCCCCCACGUGCACACGCUGAACGUUCAGGUCAACCACCAUCAGGAGGCGGCGGCGGAGAGCGCGGAAGCCAGAGUCCGAUCCGUGUCGGCGUUCGUAAGUGAAGCCUUGUAAAUACAACCUUUUCACUUUGUACAGUUAACAGACAGACAGGAUGUAACUUUGGAUAUGUUUUACAGCAAUUUAAGAAAUAAACAAAACAAAAAGAAAAAAGUCAAAAAACACAAAAACACCGAAAAUAUGCAAAAUAUAGUUACGACACUGAUAUUACUAAUCAUAGGUGACAUAACUGAAACUCUUUACUUUCAUGUUUACUUGAUAGUUUACCAAUCGGUAUAUUGAUUAUGUUAAGCCUUUCUUUUCUUCACGCGGAGGACUUCAGGAUCAUUUAUGUAGAUGUAGACGUUUGGUGAGUUUGAUGGGGAAAGUUUAGUUCUUAGGAGUCUUUGCUCAGUUCCCUUGUGUUAGAGUCUUAAGAUAAGCUAGUACUCAUGCUUUUUUGAGAUCAACUAUCUACACAUUUAUGUCAUACAGUAUUCCAUGUAUACAUAGAUGAUAUUUGCAUAUAGAGGCAGUAUAUUGUGAUUCUUCAUUUGAACCCUCGUUGCGGAUAUAUUUGUGUUUUUGUCGCCCGCUCUUUGACCCGGGCUCUCACAGUGAUUGCACACAGAAUUCAGAGCCAUGGUCGGCCGGCCUUCCCUGCUCCCUCUCUGUAUUUGGGAAACACUGUGGUAAAGGAAGUUAUAGUCGUAACUCUGCGUGCGCGUCGACGUACCAGCGAACGCCGGCCUUUUCCGGCUCCUACCGCUGAGAGCGCUCAGCAGACAUGAAGAGUUGUUGUGAGAAGUUUGAAGCAACCCCUUAUGAGCAGGUAAACACUGUCAGGUCUCACGACUCCGCUGUUGCGAGACCAUGCUCACACUCAACUGUGCUACUUGACAGCUUUGGACUCUCAUUUAUUUGAGCCACUUUGUUUCUCAGUGUGAAGAUCACAUUUGUAAUUUGUUGUGUACAUACGGCGGUUCCGUGCGGUCGGGAAUCGUCCCCUCGCUCCGACUCCAAUAAUCUUCUCCUCCGUCAUCUGUUUUUGUCCCUCCUCCUAUACUGGUUCUGUCUAGUGGGUUGAUUGAAAAGUGAAAAAUGUGACCACGUGCACAUAAAUCCUGUUGCAUCUGCGUCGUCCUCCGUCACGCCCCCACAGUCAUCCCACUCAUUUGCAAUAAGCGGCGUCACCGAGCUAAAGAGCUCCGGCUGUACCAGCGUGUGGCGUGAUGGGAACUGGCCGUUUCUCUUGGAGGUUCUCCUGGUGAUGAACUUCCUCUCUCUGCAUGCUGGUUACAAGACUUGUCUGUGUGCAGGGCUGCCCAAUAUCACCCAAUCACCCGAGACCUGACCUGAAACCACCCCGAAACUUUAACCCAGAAGACACUUGACUCAAAAAACCUCAAAAUCUAACCUUGAUAACAGCUUCUGGGUUUGACUGAAGACCUAGUGUACCAGUACAGACCACAAAGGAACGACUCUCGAGCGCAAAGACUUGUGAGUGGACAUGAAGCAGACCCUCGAGUCUUGAUAUGUGUACUGCAUAUUGCUACUACUGCAAAGCUGAAGACAUGGAUGGCUUGGUUUUGUUGCACUUUUUCCUAUGAUACUGUGUUACGAACAGCAGACUUGUGGUCUGAGAGAGUAGUUACUGUUAGUUGCAGUACUGCGCGGUAUUAGACCCACUGAGCAAUCCACUCUUGAUUUAACAAACCAGUUGUUUCCAGUUCCGUCCACACAACACUGAAAAGUGAAGGAGGAGCGACUUAGGAACGGCUCCAAGACUGGGAGUCUACAGAGAGACAUUAGAUUUCCACCCCAGUACAGGCUGCAUCGCACCAGGCUUGCUGAAGAAUGGUUUCCACCCCACAACAGCAUGGUGUGAGUCGUUCCUCCCCAGCACAUGCCGAAGAGUGGUUUCUAGCCCGAGACACAGCAUUUCAAAUUCCAGGGUGAUGGCAAGCCAUAAUCAUGGAACGACCCUUGACCUUGACGGUGAACUUCCCCAGUCUCCACCGCGGCACAUGGACGUCAGGACUGCGACUGAACUGAGGAAAGACUCACACAUGACGUUGUUAUUGAGAUACUGUGCAGCCCUGCAGGCAGAGGAGGAACGCCGUCAUGAUCAAAUGGGACCAAACCUUGAUCCACAGCUGUCAAUCAUACAGAGCCGCCACGUGUGUUUUUGCAGAUGAGAACUAUACUGUGACAUUCUGGUUAAUUUGCCAAUCUGCUGCUUCUUGUUUUUUUACUACUGAUUUAAGAACUUUUGAGUGUUUGGUAUGAAUAUGCUUACUUUCUAUAUGAGCGUGAAUUUCUUUGCUGGCGAUACUUUACUCCAUCUUGUUGUGACGUGAGGGGUUGCUAUGGCGUGUUUUCCCAGAGACGUUUCUACACACUCUGGAGGCGGAAUCAAAUUGACUGUGUUUGGACAACAAUGUAACAUACAGGCAGGACGAGUGAACACGUUCUGGUGACGGCCAUCCUUUUCUCUUCUAGUGGCCCUUUUCUUUGAGAUAAUGCCAAAAUUUUUACACCGUAGGAACAGAAAACUCCUUCAAAUACGAAUAAUUGUACAGGUUGUGUAAAUAUUGAUUAUCGGGGAAAACAUUUACCUUCUUUUUUUCUAUGGAAACAAUCAAAGUAAUCUCAAUAGCUAAUAAAUCACAUGACAAAAUGGCAAAAAAAAAGAAAAAAACUCCAUCGUCAAAGUACUUCUAAUAAGGAUAAUACUGAUAUUAUAAGUGCUCAGAUAAGAUUCUUUCUCUUUGUACAUGAUGAACAAAAGUGUUGAGUAUUAAUAAUAAAAAUAAGUUUCACGCUGAGCCGUGUUUGGAUUGGCUUUUUCCCCUCUCUCACUCAGGCCAUAUGUGGACUCAGUGGUGGUCCGGUGGAGUCUUCCCCGCCACCUCCCCGAUGCUGCCGGGUGAAGUCCACAGUG
Messenger RNA from Synchiropus splendidus (mandarinfish), 12066 nucleotides. It is a transcript of the gene grin2ba, whose product is annotated as glutamate receptor, ionotropic, N-methyl D-aspartate 2B, genome duplicate a. Gene Ontology annotation, biological process: long-term synaptic potentiation; synaptic transmission, glutamatergic; monoatomic ion transport. Gene Ontology annotation, molecular function: NMDA glutamate receptor activity; transmitter-gated monoatomic ion channel activity involved in regulation of postsynaptic membrane potential. Lineage: Eukaryota; Metazoa; Chordata; Actinopteri; Syngnathiformes; Callionymidae. The coding region runs from base 1514 to 6598 and encodes 1694 amino acids. The transcript has 19 exons. The record is from RefSeq and is a predicted model, not a curated record. Gene Ontology annotation, cellular component: postsynaptic density membrane; postsynaptic membrane; plasma membrane.